CAGUGACUGCUGACGUGACGUGGUAUGCCAGGAGUGGACAUUUGAUGAAUCGGUCACACCGUGGCCAGUUUUGCGUAAAUGGAUCGCAGGUGGUGAAGAGACGAUUAUUUUGCAAAGAUUUCAUUAUUUUUUUCUAUAUUUUCGGUAACAAGAGUAAUUGAUUUUUAUCAAAAUGGUGUUAUUAACAAUGAUUGCGAGGAUAGCAGAUGGUUUGCCACUAGCAGCCACGAUGCAAGAAGAUGAACAGAGCGAGAGAAGAAUUUUAGAAUAUCAGAACCAGGCAAAAAUGUUAUUUAGAAGAUUAGAACCACAGUCUCCAGCUAGAUGUACCAUAGAAACAGGUCCAUAUUUAUUCCAUUAUUUAAUUGAAAAUGAAGUAUGUUAUUUGGUAUUGUGUGAAAAAAACUACAGUAAACGGGCCGUAUAUAAUUAUCUUGAAGAUAUAGCGCAAGAAUUUCAUUCGUCAUAUGGUAAACAUGUCAAUACAGUUACUAGGCCCUACAGUUUUAUUGAAUUCAAUACAUACAUCCAAAAAGCAAAGAAAGUUUUUUUGGAUGGUAGAUCAAGAAGAAAUAUGAAUGCACUCAAUAGCCAACUACAGGAUGUGCAAAGAAUCAUGGUUCAAAAUAUAGAUGAUGUCUUGCAAAGGGGUACAGUUCUUUCAGAGUUAGACACUAAAACACAAAAUUUGACUAUGUUGUCACAAAAAUAUAAAAAGGAUGCAACUCAUUUAAAUAGCAAGUCCAUGUAUGUGAAAGCUGUGGCUGGACUUGUUGCGUUUUUGGUCUUCCUGCUAUACUUUUUUAUUCUUUAGUUUCUCAAUCUAUUUGAAAAGUUGGUUACAAUUAUGUAAAGACAAUUAAUGUUUCUCAUCAUAUUGCUUUUCCAAAAUUAGCAAGUAUUUUUUUUUGUGAACUUACUUUUUCACAUAAUGUAUCUAAAUUUUAAAUUCACCUGAAAUUGGAAACAAUGUACAUAUGUUGUAUUCAGGCAAAAGCUAGUCGCACGGAAUAUAAUGAUACCCAUACUAUUCAAGACAUUGUUCCAUAUAUUGUCAUACAGUAAAUAUAAUGAUUUUCUACAUAAUUAAGACAAUGUAUGACCAUCUUUACUUCGGCUUAGUAAAAGAUAUCCUCUAACAAGUAAGACAAUAUGUAUAGUCAUGACUAUUGUUAUAUUAAAAAUUAUUUUAUUCUUA
Bombus impatiens (common eastern bumble bee) is the source of this 1198-nucleotide messenger RNA. It is a transcript of the gene Sec22, whose product is annotated as vesicle-trafficking protein SEC22b-B. The coding region runs from base 173 to 814 and encodes 213 amino acids. Gene Ontology annotation, biological process: retrograde vesicle-mediated transport, Golgi to endoplasmic reticulum; endoplasmic reticulum to Golgi vesicle-mediated transport; vesicle fusion with Golgi apparatus. The record is from RefSeq and is a predicted model, not a curated record. Gene Ontology annotation, cellular component: endoplasmic reticulum membrane; Golgi membrane; SNARE complex. The transcript is spliced from 5 exons. NCBI's taxonomy places the organism in Eukaryota, Metazoa, Arthropoda, Insecta, Hymenoptera, Apidae. Gene Ontology annotation, molecular function: SNAP receptor activity.